AUGGAAAUGCAAUCCAUCCCUGCAUCGUCUAGUCGCAUUCUGUACGAUGUGCCAUGUGCCGUGUGCCGCGAUCACUCGUCGGGAAAGCAUUACGGCGUAUUUGCAUGUGACGGGUGCGCUGGCUUUUUCAAAAGGUCCGUCAGGCGAGACCGUCGCUACACCUGCAAGGCACGCAACCCUGGCGGGUGUGUGGUUGAUAAAGCACACCGAAAUCAGUGUCGAGCGUGUAGACUUGCCAAAUGCCUGGACGCUGGAAUGAAUAAAGACGCUGUUCAACAUGAAAGAGGUCCUAGAAACUCUACGAUUAGACGACAAAUGGCAUUAUUUUUGAAGGAUCCAGCGUUACCUACACCAGAAAUGGGACUCACAGUUCCACCUCCAUUAGAUUUAGCGGUACCCAAGCACAACUUUAUGUCCCCGCCGCAAAAUUCCUUAUUCCAACAUCCGUACCCGUUCAAUAGAAUUCAUAUGAUUAAUCCUUCCGUAGUCAACGUAUCACUGAAAGCGCCUUCACCUCCACCUAUCACAGCUGCCUUGUUAUCCCCAAAGGAUCCAGAAGCGAUGUGCGAAGCUGCAGCUAGAUUACUGUUCAUGAACGUUAAAUGGGCAAAGAAUGUUCCCGCGUUCGCAUCAUUAUCAUUACCAGACAGGCUACUGUUAUUAGAAGAAUCUUGGAAGGAUUUGUUCAUAAUCGGUUCAGCUCAAUUUUUGUACCCAUUGGACCUCAAGAUUCUAUCUGAAGGAAACGCCAGAAUAGAUAGCCGAGACGUGGAAAUGUUCGAAACUUCAUUAGCCGACAUUGUUAAAGUCCAUCCAGAUAGUAACGAGUAUGCCUGUUUAAGAGCAAUUGUACUGUUCAAAACGAGUUUCGUAGAUGUUAAUAUAUUAUGCAGAGGUCAGUCACAGAUAGGCUCUGAAUAUAAGAGGCUUCAAGAUCUCCCCGCGGUUGCAGCGUUACAAGACCAUUCGCAAUUAGUACUAAAUGAGUAUACGACAAGGACCUAUCCGCUGGACCCAUCUAGACUGAGUCAAAUCCUACAGCUACUGCCGGUCAUUAAGAGAGUCUCUAAUCUCAUUAUAGUCGAGCUGUUUUUCCGUGCGACCAUUGGGGAGAUACCUAUCGAAAGAAUAAUCGGUGACAUGUAUCGUACUACCAAAGAUACGAUUUAA
Bombyx mandarina (wild silkworm) is the source of this 1170-nucleotide messenger RNA. Its product is annotated as nuclear receptor subfamily 2 group E member 1. NCBI's taxonomy places the organism in Eukaryota, Metazoa, Arthropoda, Insecta, Lepidoptera, Bombycidae. The record is from RefSeq and is a predicted model, not a curated record. Gene Ontology annotation, molecular function: zinc ion binding; sequence-specific DNA binding; DNA-binding transcription factor activity. Gene Ontology annotation, biological process: regulation of DNA-templated transcription.